CAGGACGCCGGACACACGCUCCACUCGCGCGCCAAGAAACCAAGCACCUCGUCCUUAUCGCCACCUAUCAACUGAUAUCACUUCCGAAACUCGACGCGUCCUUGCCGACGCCUAAUUAGUCAGUUUUCGUGUUUCGUUCGUUCAGGCGGUUUUUGUUCUAUGAGUACAACGCGAUCAGUAGCACAUUUAGUGAGUUUAUGUGAGUGUGCGUUAGUAAAGUUGUUGUAAUUUUAAUUAUUUCAAUAAUUCCGAGUCGUGCAUUGUUACGCGAUGACUUUAUUUGUUGAUUAAUUAAAUAGGACUUGUGUCUACCUAUAAAGUGCAUUCGGUUAAGGACUAGCGCGAGGUAAACAACAAAAAUAAAAAUAAAAUAAAAUAAAAAUUGACUUAAAUUUAAGUAAAAGACGAAAAAUAAUAAAACUAAAACUUAUUAAUGACACAAACUGUAGUUGUAAAUAAAUAAAUAAAUAAGUUAUAAAUAAAAGUGCAGCAAUAGUGCCACAAUCUAUUUUAAUCCAAUUUAAUGCAUCAUGGGGAGUAAUUUGACGACGGGUUAUGCAGCUGUUUUCAGCAAGAAAACACAAAUCUUCACCCCGUUGAUGUCCUUCAAGUGCAAAACAGUUAUUUAACAUCACAAAAACCCAUAUAAACUUUCCAAUAAAAUUCAAAAUUUAUUCACCAGUGAACAAACGCAUGUGCAUCGAAAGUUUCGCGCGUGCUAUAAUCUAAUUGUGAUCGUAAUCGCGAUCGUCGGGGUUGAAACCCGGCCGUCAACACACGAAACAACACAUCGCCGACCGAACUGGCCGGUGAAUAAUUAAUGCGUGCGACAAUUACGACAAUGAACGCCGCGUGCGCCGCCAACCUGCUCAAGUUCAGUAUCGCGCUGAAUGCCGUCGCGAUUGCAAUCGCCACUCCAGUGAAUGUAAAUCAGAAUUUACACGAAUAUCAAAAUGGGGAUAUUGGCAUUGGUGAUACCUUAGGACUGAAGAGAUUGUUGGUGAACGCAGCGCGUCGUAUCACCAUGAAUGAUAGUGUGGAUAAUCUCACAUGGAGUUCCACGCCUAGUAUUUUAUUCGGCGCUGAUGGACAACCGGAAUGCUCGCGGUCCAUUGAUGAGUUUCCGACGUUUUUCACUGAUGAACAGCGGAAACAAGGCGGGAUUGUCUUGCCUUGUAUUAUUGCUAUUUAUUGUUUCACGGUUCUUGCGAUUAUUUGCGAUAACUACUUCUUGCCUUGUGUGGAACGCAUUUGUGAAGCUCUGAAUUUAUCUAGGGAUGUGGCGGCGGCGACCUUCAUGGCGAUGGCGACGUCGGCGCCCGAGCUCUUCUCGAACAUCAUCGGCACGUUCAUCACCAAGUCGGACAUCGGCAUCGGCACGGUCGUCGGCUCCUCGAUGUUCAACACGCUGGGUGUCGCUGCGAUCGGCGGCAUUGCGGCGCGGACGCCUAUCCAAUUGGACUGGUGGCCAUUAACGCGCGAUUGCUCCAUCUACAUUUGUUCAAUAGUACUACUCGUGUGGAUCACAUGGGAUGGCCAAGUCUUCUGGUACGAAGCCCUGGUGCUUUUCAUCGUUUAUUUCAUCUAUCUCACUGUGAUGUUUCAAAACGUACGCAUCAUGGCGUUUUUCCGCAGUAUACAGAAUCGUAUCAGUGCAACUCGUGUUUCUGAAGAGUCCAGCAAAGGAAUGGAACUUUCAACGGUAACAACAGUGACCACAAUCGACGACGAGCUGAAUAAAUACAUCGAACACAAGGAACACAAAAAAGACAAGAUGGCCGAUAAAGAAAAGCGCUUGGAAAAUGGUCAAGCUACCAUUAAUAUUACAAGAAGCGCUAAGGAUGCCAAAGAUGCGGGUACAAUAGAAGAAAUUCAAUCAGAAGGCAAUGAAUCAAUCUUUAAGUUUCCAAAGGGUCAUUGGACUACGCAACUAUUGUUUAUUUAUAUGUGGCCCAUCAAAUUGGUGCUUUUUUGCACAGUUCCAGACUGUCAAAAACAUCGAAAUGUUUAUCCGCUUACUUUUGUUAUGUGCGUCAUUUUGAUAGCUCUGAAUUCGUAUUUGGUGUCAUGGAUGGUUACGCUUAUAGGUAGUACAUUUGGUAUUCAAGACUCUAUUUUGGGUUUGACGUUCCUCGCGGCCGGUGGAUGUCUUCCGGAAGCCAUUUCCAUCACAAUUACAUCCAGAAAAGGUGAAGGCAGAAUGGGCAUUUCGAAUUCACUCGGCGCAAACACAAUGAACAUCCUCCUGUCUCUCGGCCUACCAUGGUUCAUCCGCACCCUGCAGCUACUCGCGCAGGAGGGCAGCGCCGAAGCCUUCAUCGCCAUCAAAUCCGGCUCGCUCGAGUACACCAUCCUGGCGCUCAUCCUCGUCGCCAUCACGCUCUACGUCUGUCUGUCGAUCAAUCGCUUUCGACUCUCGCGCAAAUCCGGCGCAAUACUCAUCAGUAUAUACACGUGCUUUCUAAUCGGCGCAAUUCUCUCCGAAGUGUAUUUAUUCCAAACUGAUUGCAACGGCUUAACAAGCUGAUAAACCACACAUUUUAAACAAAAAAAGUGCCUUAAAUUUUAUACGCAAAACCAGUGUCAACAAAAAAAAACUAUAUUGUGAUAUGAUAAGUUUUACACUUUGAACGUGAAUAGUAAUUAAUAAUUAUUAACGUAGUUUUAAUACGUCAAAACAAAAGUUUAAUUUAAUUAGUGAUAUUAAUGUAUUUUAUUUUUAUUUUUAUAUUUAAUAAGAGAUGAGAAUUAACACACACACACACACAAAAUGAGUAAUUAAACUGUGAUAUUAUAAAAUUAUCAAUUUUUACAAAAUUCAUGUUGUUAUUGUUGUUAAUGUUUGAUUUUUGAAUAAAUGUUGUCUUAAUUGUA
Molecule: messenger RNA, 2874 nt
Organism: Dalotia coriaria
Lineage: Eukaryota; Metazoa; Arthropoda; Insecta; Coleoptera; Staphylinidae
Product: sodium/potassium/calcium exchanger 4-like
Exons: 9
Coding region: 821-2527 (568 amino acids)
Biological process (GO): calcium ion transmembrane transport; intracellular calcium ion homeostasis
Cellular component (GO): plasma membrane
Molecular function (GO): calcium, potassium:sodium antiporter activity; calcium channel activity
Source: RefSeq, a predicted model, not a curated record